GCAGUAACACAAAGGCAUCCAGAAGGGCAUCUCGGACCUGUGGUUUUCGAUUCAGCGAAGGGCUUUCGGUUUCCUCUAUCGCGUUUCCGGUUUCCUCACUUUACAGAUUUCUCUGCGCCUCGAUCCGCCACCGUAGGUCUUCGUUCUUGAAUUCCAAAACCCUAACCCUAUUUCUGUUUUUCUAUCUUUGGAUCCUUAGAUAUAUCGUCGAGAUCGUCAUUGGUAUGAGAACCAUGAGUGACGAUGGAGAGAAGACAUGUCCUCUCUGCACUGAAGAGAUGGACUUGACAGAUCAGCAGUUGAAGCCUUGCAAAUGUGGUUACGAGAUAUGUGUAUGGUGUUGGCAUCACAUAAUGGACAUGGCUGAGAAGGACGAGUCAGAAGGGCGGUGCCCGGCAUGCCGCACACCUUAUGACAAAGAAAAAAUUGUAGGAAUGGCGGCCAACUGUGAAAGGUUGGUCGCUGAAAUCAAUUCAGACAGGAAAUUGAAGUCUCAGAAAUCAAAACCAAAAACUUCUGAAGGAAGGAAGCACCUUAGCAGUGUGAGAGUAAUUCAGCGGAACCUGGUGUACAUAAUUGGGAUACCAUCUAAUUUAGCAGAUGAAGAUCUUCUUCAACGCAAGGAGUAUUUUGGGCAAUAUGGCAAGGUUUUAAAGGUGUCUAUUUCUCGGACAGCAGGGGGUGUUAUUCAGCAUUCUGCGAACAACACUUGUAGUGUAUAUAUUACUUACUCAAAAGAGGAGGAAGCAGUUAGAUGUAUUCAAUCGGUACAUGGUUUUAUCUUGGAAGGUAGACCAUUGAGAGCAUGCUUUGGAACCACAAAAUACUGUCAUGCAUGGUUGAGAAAUGUGCCUUGCACCAAUCCAGAUUGUUUAUAUUUGCAUGACAUUGGUACACAAGAAGAUAGUUUUACAAAGGAUGAAAUAAUUUCAGCCUAUACAAGGAGUAGAGUUCAACAAAUUACUGGUGCUACAUAUAAUUUGCAAAGGCGUUCAGGGAAUGUGUUACCUCCUCCAGCUGAUGACUACUGUAAUAGCAGUGCGACUUCUUCGAGCAAACCUAUCAUCAAAAGUCCCCCCAGUAAUCCCGUGAGCCAGGUCAAAGGUUCCCCCCCUAAUGAUAGUUCUGGAAGAUCUAUAGCUCUUCCUGCAGCUGCGUCAUGGGGUAUGCGGGGUUCAAAUUGUCGACCUCCAGCUCCAAGUUUGGUGUCUUCCAAUGGGCCUGCAAGACAAAAACCUGAACUGGUUACGAACACAAUUCAGAUUUCUACAUUGCACAACGAUUUAGGAAAAAAAUCCAUGGUUACGGAAGAUAGUCAUUCAACACAUCCUAUUGGUAGAUCAGAAGCACUGGACUUUUCUAAACAAUCUGUUCUCAGAGAUGGUCAUAGACCUGUAUUGGAUAAACUUGUAGAUGUCCAAGAGACAGCUCCAUAUACUUACAGCGACCGCUUGUCUCCGUUGGUAUCCAAGGAUAAAGAGAGGGGGAAUGCUGUGCCACCAAAUGUGCAAAAUUCUGUAGACAUUGAUAGACAGUCUUGCAAUUCUACUCCAGCCAAAGAUGGGAAUUGUGCUACAAGUGCAAGCAUCCAGAAUUUAUGCUCGGGGUUGUUGUCUAUGAACAUUGAAAGCCAACCUGGUAAUGAGUUUUCUGACUCCACAAGAUCUAACAGUUCAGUUCCAUACCAUACUGAAUUCAGGUCAUCUGGAAAUCAAGGUUUAGAACCUCAGUCUGAUCAAUUUAGAGAACCUUUAACAAUGCAGCCCUCGAGGAUAGCUGACACACUGUUCGAUAGUUGGUCUGGUUCAGGUGAACAACCAAAUUGGAGAUUGGAUUCACAGGCACAAGUUUUGCCAGAUGUAGGCAGUAAAGUUGAGGAGGAUCUUAUAGCUUUGGGUAGUGAAAGACAAAAUGUUGUAGAAGCUGUCAGUUGUCCAUCAUAUAUGCCUUCUUCACAUAAUCCAUCCAAGAUCACAAAUCAGUAUAGCGGAUCUUCUUGGCAUCAGAGUGAAACAUCUAGUAAUAGCAAUCUUGGUAAUGCAGAUACAAGAAUUGUAAAUACAAGAGUUGAUGAAUCCUCUAUUCCAUUCAAGUCUGGUGGUUCAGUAUUAUCAAAUGGAUGUAAUGUAAACAUAGUUGGCAGCCGCAUUGAAAAUGCGAUGCCUGAGCAUUCCAAUGUGUCCUCAAGUGUAGAGAAAGGGAACUUUUUGGGGAGAAACAAAGAUGAUGUAGUCAGUGUUGGAAAGAAUGCAGCUUUAGAUAUGGGAGAGAGCAGCAUUAUCUCAAAUAUCUUGUCAUUGGACUUAGAUACUUGGGAUGAUUCAUUGACCUCACCACAUAAUUUGUCUAAAUUGUUGAAUGAAACUGAUAAGCAACAUGGUUCCCUUAAAAUAUCGAGUUCAUGGAAAGCACAAAACAGCAAUCAAUCAAGGUUCUCGUUUGCAAGAAACGAUGAUUUUGCAAAUGAAGUAGCUGACUUGGAGCCUUCUUUCAAUUCAAAUGGGUACAUGGCAAAUAAAUAUACUGCCCCCCAGGGUUCAUUUGAAAACAGGGAUCAUUUCUUGGACAAAUUUCGCAAUGGUUUUUCGUCUGGCAUUUUUGAGGAAUCUGAUAAUCACUUCAGCAACCAUUCACCUGUCUCUUCAAAUAAGCUUUCUGCUGCUUCUAGAGCUCAAAUUUCGGUACCACCAGGGUUCGCAGUUCCAAGCAGGGCUCCUCCUCCUGGUUUCUCUUCUCAAGAGAGAAUGGACCCGUCUUUCGAAGCUACUUACGGGAAUCAUUUACUUGAAAGCUCCUCUCUGAGAAAUCAGUAUCAGGCCCCACCAACUGGAAAUAUUGGCAGCAUUGGAGAUGUUGAAUUUAUUGAUCCUGCAAUAUUGGCUGUUGGCAAGGGCAGGCUGCCGAAUGGGAUAAAUAGUUCAGGCUUAGAUCUGAGACCAGGCUUUCCUUCACAGGUUACUCCUGAAAAUGAUGCAAGGCUUCAGUUGUUGAUGCAGCAAUCCAUCUCUACUCACCAGAUGCAGCAAUCCAUCUCUUCUCACCAGAAUGCAAGAUUUGCUGACCAAUUUGGCGACAGGUUCUCCUGGAGUGACGCUUAUAGUAUUCCUUCAAGGCUUUUGGAACAAUCACAAGCUAGUAACCUGACCCCUUAUGCACAGCUGUCACUCCAACAGUCCAGAAAUGUGCGUUUUCCAAAUGGUCAUUGGGAUGGCUGGAAUGAGGUACAGACCAGUAGUGACCUGGGUAUGGCAGAGAUUCUGAGAAGUGAGAGACUAGGACUCAACAAGUAUUUUCCUGGUUAUGAGGAGUUGAAGUUUAGGAUGCCUAGUUCAGGUGACUUAUAUAACAGAGCAUUUGGGAUGUGAUCUAUAUUUGAGAUGAAACUUUUCUUUAGCUGGCUUUGCAUUCCUUUACAUGGAGCAACAGGUGUGACCAUAUGUGCCUAACAAGAAAAUAUGCUCUGGAGUUGAUGAUUCUGGUUUGUCAGAGGAAGCUUGAAGAAGGAUUGAUUGAGCUCUCAUACAUCUUUCUUGGUUACAGAAUGUUGAUCACUUCAGGUUCUAGAUUUCAGCAGCUGAGGAGCUAUAUUAUCACAUAAAAAUAACGUGUCUUCAUGCAUUAAUGUGGGGCAUGCAUUGGACCUGGACCCUGUUCUAUUAGGAGUGAUUCUGCUGGGCCAAAAAGCAGGAAGUUUUGGAUGAAUGCAACCGCUUGUUUCUACUGUUUCUCAUUUGGAUGGCAAAAGACACCAUAUACUGUCAUUGUUUCUACUGUUUCAUUUGGAUGGCGAAAGACACCAUCGACUGUCAUUUUCAUGAAAUCUUCCUUUCAGAUAUGAACUGAUCUUGCUGGUCAUUUGCUUAGGUUCUCUCUUAGGUGGGUGGCCUAGUCAGUGGUGGUAUGUAGUGCUGGCGUCUUGCCCCUGAACGUUGAGACUGACUUGUGGGCCUAUUACCCUUGACGUGUGCUCUGCAUGUUGUUUAGGGAACUUUUAAAAUGUGUGUUUUGUGAUGGGCAGAUAAGCUGUAAUGGGAACUUUUGCUUGAAAAGGUGCUUGAAGGUGUCAUGAGGUACAGGUUUACCUCCACUGGGGAUUGUUAUGUUCACACCUGAAAGAGUGAAAAUUUGGGCUGUUGAAGUCUCAUAACUGAAGAACAGAAUCUGGAAAAUUUGUUAAUUUGUUCAUAAUGCUUGAAAAUUUGUUUGGAUCAAGAUUUGAUUUCGAAGUUAGCAAAAAUGUUCAUACUAUGUCCUAAUUUUUUCAUUCACCUUUUAAAUGGAAAUGGAUUUUUGAGCUUUGUGU
Messenger RNA from Macadamia integrifolia, 4303 nucleotides. RefSeq lists its product as uncharacterized. The transcript is spliced from 13 exons. The record is from RefSeq and is a predicted model, not a curated record. NCBI's taxonomy places the organism in Eukaryota, Viridiplantae, Streptophyta, Magnoliopsida, Proteales, Proteaceae. The coding region runs from base 225 to 3365 and encodes 1046 amino acids. Gene Ontology annotation, biological process: protein ubiquitination. Gene Ontology annotation, cellular component: CCR4-NOT complex. Gene Ontology annotation, molecular function: ubiquitin-protein transferase activity; RNA binding.